ACAGGGUGGGUGGCGGCUACUGCUAUUGGACGGCCACGGCUCCCACACUCCUAUUGACUUUAUGUGGACUUGCCGGCAGCAUCAGAUCUAUCUUCUAUACCUCCCACCUCACGCCUCACACAUCCUCCAGCCGCUGGAUCUGGCUCCAUUCUCUGUCGUCAAAACCCACUACCGUAGUCAGAUCCGAGCACUCUCAGCACUUGAUGACGCAGCACCUAUCAAGAAGGAGAGGUUUGUCACCUCAUAUAACAAAGCAAGAGAGGAAGGACUAUCUGAGAGAGUCAUACGAGCCGGAUGGAAGGCUGCUGGCCUAUGCCCAUACAACCCAUGCCUCGUACUACACUCAUCUCAGGUAUCAGGCCGGCCUAUUACACCUCCACCACCUCCUCAGGCAUCAGAUACAGUCUUUGCCACGCCUCAGAGCUCACAGGCCUUAUACAAGGCUCAGCAGCAACUCCUUCUAUCAGAAUCUCUUUCACGAAGCACCCGCCUAAUGCUUGGCAAGGCAGGCAAGGCUAUUGCUAGAGCCAACACUCGCGCAGCUCGGCUUGAAUCUGAGAAUCAACGACUUAAAUAUCAACUAGAUAGUACUAGGGUUACCCGCUCAAGAAAGCGUGUUCAAGUUAACCCAAAUGAGCGCUAUAGCAACGUUGAAGCUAUUAAGGCUGCUAUUGAUCGGGCAGCAGCAUUACAAGCUGAGCAGGUAUCACGUUCAACUGAACAAGAAGCUCAAAAAGCAGCAGCAGCAGCAGCAGCACUCACGCUUCAGUCUAUGUGUACAGAGUGGCAAUUAUAAACGUUGUUGAGAAAUCACGACUCCAAUCUGAGUGCUAGUGACGUGGUGGGGUGCGCGGGAACUAUAUGUGCGCGGAAAGUAUAUGGACUAGCUUAGUGUUAGGGUAACGUGGGAGACUACCAAAGCAGAUCGCUUAAAAGGGGUUAAACCCUAACGCUAAGCCUCUUUUGCCGCGGUUCGGUGUCCUCCCCGCGCCCUU
This is a messenger RNA of Didymella exigua CBS 183.55, 995 nucleotides long. Its product is annotated as DDE-domain-containing protein. The coding region runs from base 62 to 796 and encodes 244 amino acids. The record is from RefSeq and is a predicted model, not a curated record. Gene Ontology annotation, molecular function: nucleic acid binding. Lineage: Eukaryota; Fungi; Ascomycota; Dothideomycetes; Pleosporales; Didymellaceae. The transcript has a single exon.